Molecule: messenger RNA, 1322 nt
Organism: Drosophila rhopaloa
Lineage: Eukaryota; Metazoa; Arthropoda; Insecta; Diptera; Drosophilidae
Product: phospholipase A1 VesT1.02
Exons: 3
Coding region: 129-1253 (374 amino acids)
Biological process (GO): lipid metabolic process
Molecular function (GO): lipase activity
Source: RefSeq, a predicted model, not a curated record
UUGAGCAGGUCAGAUCAGCUGCUCGUCCGCCGGAAAGCACAUCUAUAACGGUAGAGAUCGGAGCGGUCACCGCACGCACUAACCACUCGAUCGGUCAGAAGCCCCAAGGGAGAUCUCUUGGAAUCACCAUGAUCUCGCAGCUGGGUCGGAUCAGCAUUAUUAGUGCGCUGCUUUUGGCAUUGGUGACCUUCGUAAUUGCCAGCAGUUCCGAAAAAACUGAACUCGAUCCCAAUGCCAGCUGCAAUUAUACUCUAAUCAAGAAAAAGACUUUUGGAGUGGAUCCCUCAUUUUGGAAGAAGUUUUUCACGCAUUGGGUACCAUUUACCAGUUCGAGAGGUAAAAUGCAAUUCAUACUUUUCAAGCGGGACUUUGCGGAUUGCGGAAAAGAAUUGUUCAUUGGCGAUGUGGAAAAUCUCAAGAACUCCGGCUUCGAUGCACGUCACCAAACGAGAAUUGUCAUUCACGGCUGGAUGAGUCAAAGCAAGGGUUCCCAUAUAAGAAAGGUUAAGAAUGCUUAUCUGAGCCUUACGGACCCGGGAUUAAAUGGAGAGCCUGCACGCUAUGAGGACUUCAAUGUUAUUGUAUGCGACUGGAGCAAAAUUUCUACGAAUUUAAAUUAUUACGAGGUGGCCAAGACGGUGGAGGAUAUGGGUGCUCUGCUGGCGGAUCUGGUACGGUUUUUGAAUCAGGAGGCGAAUAUGCAUUUCGAUGAUGUCUACGUAAUUGGUCACUCGUUGGGAGCCCAAAUCGCUGGUAGUGCUGGCAAGCAGAUACUGCCAUAUCGGUUUAACACCAUAUAUGCCUUGGAUCCGGCUGGUCCUCAGUUCCGAGAUAAGAGCGAUGAGUACCGAAUCGAUGCUAGUGAUGCCUCUUAUGUGGAAUCCAUUCAAACCAGCGUUAGUUUUGGUUUCGAGAAGCCUGUGGGACAUGCAACCUUUUAUCCGAACUAUGGAAAAAAUCAGAAAAAGUGCUAUGUAUAUGGCUGUUCGCAUAAGAGAUCGCAUGAUUAUUUUAUUGAGACCUUGACGAGUCCGGCGGGAUUUUGGGGACCCCGCUGUGAGCGUUAUGACAAUGGCACCUGGAUUCUCCUGCUGAGCGAUGGAGAAUUCCGGAUGGGUGGGGAGCCCUCGGUUCCGAAGAAUGGAACCUUCUAUGUGAAAACCUACUCAAAGCCACCCUAUGCGAUGGGUCACAGGUGGCAAACGGAACCUCCUCCAAGAGAGGACGAAGAUGAGAAUUCCACAGAAGAGUAGGAUGUGAUCUAAAUAAUUUAAAUAUUGUAAAACUGUAAAUAAAAUAAAAUAUAAAAUUUAUGAAACAAA